Molecule: messenger RNA, 1770 nt
Organism: Neolamprologus brichardi
Lineage: Eukaryota; Metazoa; Chordata; Actinopteri; Cichliformes; Cichlidae
Source: RefSeq, a predicted model, not a curated record
GAUCCUGAGAACCCACUGCUAUCUAAGAAUGGGGAUAUUAUACUGGGGGGGAUGUUCUCUUUUCACACAAGCUGGAAAGUGAGAAAGGAUUCCUACCUCAACCAACCUCUGCCACUACAAUGUAUCAGUUUAAAUUUCAGAGAUUUGCAGUUUGCCCAGGCUAUGCUUUUUGCAAUUGAGGAGAUUAAUAACAGUACAGACCUACUGCCAGGAAUCUCUCUGGGUUAUAAAAUAUAUGAUAAUUGUGGAUCUGUUGCCAGAAGCGCAGGAGUUACACUAGCUUUGGCUAAUGGUAAUGAAAUUGUGUCCAUACCCUCCAAGACAUCAUGUACCAGACCUGCAUAUGUGCAGGCCAUAAUAGGAGCGACUUCUUCUCCUACAGCCAUUGCAGUUGCUGCUGUCAUUGGAUCUUUUUUUGUACCAGUGAUCAGCCACUUUGCCACAUGUGCUUGUCUCAGUGACAAAACUAAGUACCCAUCCUUCCUCAGAACAAUACCCAGUGACUACUACCAGAGCAGAGCCCUGGCCCAUUUGGUCAAGUAUUUUGGAUGGACUUGGGUUGGAGCUAUCAGAUCCAAUAAUGAUUAUGGAAAUAAUGGCAUGGCCACCUUCACAAAAACUGCACAGCAGCUGGGCAUCUGUCUGGAGUAUUCUGUAUCUUUCUUUAGAACAGAUCCAUCUGACAAAAUACAAAAGAUAAUUGGCAUUAUAAAGGCUUCAACCUCCAAGGUGAUUGUUGCAUUCCUUUCCCGUGCAGAUUUGAAUGUGCUUCUACAUGAGUUCUUGUACCAUAACUUGUCUGGGUAUCAGUGGAUAGGCAGUGAGUCUUGGAUAUUUGAUUCACAAACAGCAGAAAUGGACAUACAUCACAUACUAGAUGGUUCCAUUGGUCUUUCCAUUCCCAAAGCACAUGUCACUGGCCUGAGAGAGUUCAUACUGGAUGAGAAGCCACUGAAUUCAUCAAAUAAUGGGCUGUUUACUGAGUUCUGGGAGGCAUUAUUUAACUGUAAAUUUAGGCAGUCAAUGUCAUCAGCAAACACUCAAAGAGAGUGUACUGGACAAGAAGAUGUGACUGGAGUUCAAAAUAGCUUCAUUGACAUGUCUCUCAUGCCUAUCUUUAACAAUGUCUACAAAGGAGUGUAUGCAGUGGCCCAUGCACUUCACAAUAUCCUCAGUUGUAAUAAAACAUGUAACAAAACUGUGCAGCUAGAUCCAUUUAUGAUUUUACAACAGAUACAAAAGAGUCACUUCACAACAAAGGAAGGAGAUGAGGUUUACUUUAAUGAGAAUGGAGAUCCAGCAGCAAAGUAUGAAAUUAUAAACUGGCAGCCAAGAGAAAAUGGUAUUGUAGAAUUUGUUACAGUUGGUCUUUAUAAUCCAUCAAUAGUUCCAGAAAAACAGCUAAAUCUGCAAAACAAGUCUUUAAUUUGGGCAAGAAACUCAAAGCAGUGUCAGACAGAGGCUGCCCAUAGAGACCGCUGCAACCAGCUGGCGAGUUUGGAAACUGUGGUCACCCUAGCUGAGGAUCAUCUGGCUGCAUGGAGGCAAGCAGAGGAGGGCCGCAGCCAGCCGGUCAGCAGGCCAUGCCCCAUCGAACAAAGAGGAACAAGAGCUAAUCACAUCUGUAUUAUCAUCUCCAACACCCUGGAGGCCAAUGGGGAGAGUUUAGAUGCUCUCCAAGAUUUCAUUGAUCGGUGCUUCCAGGACAUAGUGAUGAAGAAGGUCCAGAUUGCAUCUUCCUCGACCAAAAUUGAGACGCCGUCAUCGUAA